CUCUGGGACAGAUGCACUGGGAUCACUGGCUCUCUCCCAGUCAGGAGAUCAGAAACACUACUGGACAUGACGGGAUAUGGUGGACGUUCACGCUGAAGUUCUGAAUGAGGAGUCUGGGCUGGAUGUAUGUUUGAUUGUUCCAUAUGUGUUGCACUUGUUUCCAUUUUACUCCAAGAGACUUCGUGCUGUUUAGAAGCAAAGAAGGCAUUCUACAAGUGACUAGACAGCAACUUCUGAAUCGACAAAACUCUCUCCAGAAUUUUUGAAAAGCAGCUGCUGAAGAGUGAUGCAUUAAAAUGCCUUUGGCUUGCCUUGCCCUGCAUUACUUAAAGUUGUAUUUGAAAUAUCACUGGCCUAAAUACCCCAAAUCAGUUUACAUUUAUCUGAUUUCAGGGGAAAUAUCAUUUUCUAGGUAAACUGGUUUGGUUUAUCUCAGUUGGAGACAACAUUGGCCUAGAGAUGACUGGAGCCCUGCUUACUGGAUUCACACUCUUCUCUUUGGUGGUGGGAUGUGAAAGUGAGCCAACACAUGCUGGACCAGAAAGAAAGGGAGACUCAAAUGGGCUGACUACUUCUGCAGAGGCCAGUUUAGCUUCCUUGUCACCAUGGAUCAGACAAAUGACCAGGAAGAAGCCUUGGAGUUGCUUCGGCAGACUGGACUUCGCUCACCAAUCUGGAUCAAGGAUCCCAGUAGAGUCACUUCCAAGCCUGUAGCCCUCUCCAAGCAGUAUGUGCCGUUCUCAGCACUCAGCUUCCCAAAGGAAUCUCGGGAAGGCUUUGUUCAUGUCAACAUAUUGUUCCCUGCCCUGUCAUCUGUCAGUGUGUGUGUUCGAGUUCAGUGGGACUCAGAGUGGAAUGAGGUGUCCACCAUCUUCUCCUAUGCUGCGCCUGUGUUUACCAACGAGUUCCAGCUGCGAGGCCAAGUGGACAUGCAGGGUCGAAUCCUCCUGGCGCUCAUCAUCCAUGGAAAGCACCUGCCGUAUAAGGCGUCGUUCCCAAAUGAUGGAGCGUGGCAUCACAUCUGUGUCACAUGGCAAAGGAGCAACAGUCACUGGGCUAUAUAUGUGGAUGGAGACAAGAAAGACACAGGCACAGGGACAGACACUUCCAGGGAUAUCUAUGGGAAUGGGAUCCUGAUCCUGGGUCAGGACCAAGACUCCUUUGGUGGAAAUUUUACAGAACCCUUUUUUGGAAAUAUCACCGACCUGAAUGUUUGGAACACGUCUCUGGAAACAAGACAUGUCCUUGCCCUCAACGCAUGCUCACCCAUGACCCAGGAAAUUCUUUUCAGCUGGAACCUUGAUCUUUUACGCUGCCACCCCUUGGUCAAAGAGAUCCAGGCCCUUCUGUUUUGUCCAGCAGGACACCAGCAGAUGGAGCUGCAGGGCUGCAGGACGCUGCAGGGCUGGACAGACCAGCUCCCGUUGCUGGGCCGGACAGACUGCUCUGAUCUACUGCCAUUCAUCUGCAGGAACAGCAGAGAGCGCUACCUCAAGAUGAAGCAGAUGAGGGAAUCUCAGGGCUCUCUGCCCACUGCCUUUAUGAGCCAACUGAUGAAGCUUUCCAACAAGAGCCAGCCUGUACUGGGGCAGCAGUCAUCGGGCCUGAGCAGCCUGACCCAGGCAUCAGCCCUGCUGGAGGUCUCUGCCCAGGCCCUGGAGGACACACACCAGCAGGGCCUGCAGCCAGCAGACAUGGUCUCCCUCAUCCAGCUGCUGUCUCUGGCUGCUGACAUCCCCUCACAGCCGGUGGACCAUGUCAGCAACCAGAGCCAGGACAGCGUGCAGGAGCUGAGCCAGCACUUCAUCAGUGUGGCCGACGGUAUCAUCAGCGAAGACAACGCCCUCAAGUGGCAGGCCAUCAAAGAGGUGGUGAACGGACCCAUGGAUGUGGUCAAGAGCAUUGACCGAAUGGUGACCAGCCUUAGCCCUCGCUUGAUGACAGAGAACGAUCACCUCACCUUUCACAGCCCCAAUAUCAAGCUGGAGGUGCAGCAGCAGAGGUUGCAAGAAGGUUCCAGAGGAUCAAGUUUCUGUGGGCCUGAGACACAGGAACACACCAGCUUAGACUGUAUUUCAGUCCCACAUGAGAAGAUACAGGAUCUCCAUAACAACGGCUUCCAUAGACUCACGUUGGUCAACACGUGGUACGGCUCUUUGCGGCCUCUUUUCAAUCCUGAGGAGAACAUCACCAUGGUGCCCACCGUCACCGAUGGCAGCCAGAGGUAUUUGGGUACCGUUCUGGGCUCUUCUGUCAUCUCCACCACAGUGCUGGGAGAUGACCAGCCGGUUAGCACCGCAGUUCGCUUUCAGCUCCAACACAAAGUACAGAAUCCCACUGGUACUAUGUAUGAUCCAGUCUGUGCCUUCUGGGAUUUUGAUCUCAUUCCAGAGGCUGGUGGAUGGUGGAACACCAAGGGCUGUGAGGUCGUGUCCAAACAAUACGGAUACACCGUGUGCUACUGCAACCACACCACCAAUUUUGCAUUGCUGCUGCAGGUGUAUGAAACCCAGAGGACGCCAGAGAACGAAAAAGCUCUGCAGGUGCUGACGUUCAUCGGCUGUGGAGUGUCUCUGUGUGGCCUCCUCUUCACCUUCAUCCUCUUCAUCGCUGUGGGUGUCCCCAAAUCUGACCGGACCACCGUCCACAAGAACCUGAUAGUUGCUCUGGGCAUUGCUGAGCUGCUGCUGAUGUGCAGUGACUGGGCAUCUGAAAAUGAGGCAGCAUGUUUCCUGGUGACUGUACUACUCCACCUCUUCUUCAUGGCCUCCUUCUCCUGGAUGCUGGUGGAGGGCCUGCUGCUUUGGAGCAAAGUUGUGUCGGUUAACAUCAGUGAAGAUCACAGGAUGAAGCUCUACUACAUCAUUGGUUGGGGACUACCUGUUCUGAUAGUUGGCGUAACAUUGGCGAUAUCAGCGGACAAGUACAAGGCGGAUGAUCACUGCUGGCUUAAUGUGAAGACUGACACAAUCUGGGCCUUUGUGGGACCUGUUAUAUUUGUCUUAGCGGUCAAUGCAGUUGUGCUGUGUCGGGUUGUCAUGGUGACCGUUUCCAGUGCUCGUCGUCGGGCUAAGAUGCUCAGUCCAAGCUCAGCGUCAAAGAUGCAGACCUUUGACCUCACCUGGGCUGUGACCCGUCCAGUUCUCAUUCUGCUGCCCAUCCUGGGUCUGACCUGGCUGUGUGGAGUCCUGGUCCAUCUAUCUGUUGUCGUUGCCUAUGUCUUCAUCGCUCUCAAUUCCUUCCAGGGCCUGUAUGUCUUCCUUGUAUAUGCAGUUUACAACAGUGAGGUGAGGAAUGCCAUAAAGAGGAUCAAAGAAAAGCGAAAGGCCUUAUCUUUCACGAACUGCUCCCAGCCAACCAGCUUCCUACCUUCCCAGAGGGUCCCAAUUACCUCCUGGGGCCACAGUCCACCGUCCCCCUCCAGUCCAGAGACCAGUGAGACCUCUGGACCCACCAGCUCCACCUCCACCUCACUGGUCAUCAAAAAUGAGAGUUUCAGAAAGGAGAGUUUUGUGAGUUUCUCUUUGAAACCAGCAUCAGGAAACCAAGUGGUGCAGCUGACUGGGUUCAAGCCUUCAGGUUGUUGAACUACAAAUGGAGUGGAACCUGUACGCAAUUACGACAAACACAUCAUCACCCCUCUGAAAGCAGAGACGACUGGAGCCACACACACUGCACACAGAGCAUGGAAGAAAUGGAGUAUGAAGGAAAGCUGGAGCUCCACCUUCUGCCACACUGUCACUGUCAUUUCCACAGAUCAGAUCACAACCACCCCGACCAUGUAGUGUCUCACAUGUGUUGUGUAUUUUUACAUCAGCGAAGAGGUUUAAGUCCCAAUUCACUCACAAUUCUCUUUUGGUUUCACUGUGCAGGAUGAUGUUUGUUUACUAGAUGAGCGCUUUCUGAUUGUUCUGCUGAAAGUUCAAGCAGGAUUUGUGACAUCAGAAAUGAUUUGGAGCCUGUACAGGUCCAACAGACAGAGCCGGUGUGGAAAUGUGAAGCCUGAGCGACACAAACACUCAGACGUCGUGUAUCCAGUAGCUAAACUGUUGACAUUACAAAUAAUUUCAUCUUCAUAGAUGGAUGGAAGCGUAGAUGUGAUGUGAAUGUUUUUGUAUGGGAAAAUCAUAUCAGAGACAAAUAAUUAUUAAAGCAGAGUAUUUCAUAUAUCUCUAAACGUGUCAGGGGAGGUUAUAUCCGUACCUCUGGAAGACGUGUGUGUCACAGCAACCUUAAAGGGUCACUUCACCUAAAUCCCAUAUCACACCUGAGGACCACUGAUGUCUUUUGUUUCUUUUUUGAUGCCUCUGUCAUCUGGAAAUGGUAUUUUAAAAACAGUAACAAUCUGUUUAGAAGCAACAUCUGGGUCCGUCUGCAGAAGUACAUCUACAGUUUUUGUAAAUUAUCCUGCACAGUCAGGACACUAUAUCUGGAAUGACAGGAUGCUGUUGCUGCAAUUGAACAAUAUUAUGUAUACAUUUCAGUUAAUGUACACUACCGUUCACGAGUGUGGGGUCUAACAUUAAAUGAAUGAUAAAUCCAGUGUAGACAUCGUUAAUGUGGUAAAUGACUAUUGUAGCUGGAAACGGCUGAUUUUUAAUGGAAUAUCUCCAUAGAGGUACAGAGGAACAUUUCCAGCAACCAUCACUCCUGUGUUCUAAUGCUACAUUGUGUUAGCUAAUGGUGUUGAAAGGCUCAUUGAUGAUUAGAAAACCCUUGUGCAGUUAUGUUAGCACAUGAAUAAAAGUGGGAGUUUUCAUGGAAAACAUGAAAUUGUGUGGGUGACCCCAAACUUUUGAACGGUAGUGUAAUUCAUACAGCGCUUGAGGCAAACUUCUCAGCAGCACAUCUCUACAAUUAAUGACACCAAGCUAUUGCGUGUGCUGUGUUAUGUGUGUUGAUGAACUAACUAACCCUUCAACUUGUUUCUUUUUUUGCCUGAUUUGGAUGUUGUCCGACCAUUCAAUAUUCACUGUUAUUACUUUUACAUCCACACAGCAACAACAAUAUUGUCUGACUGUCAAUACCAACAACAUUUAGACACUGCACAGGGUCGUUAAGAAUUAUUAGUAACCAAGGAGACCAGUCAGUGAUAUUUAGUACUGAUGCACAUUUGCAGUGAAAAUCAAAAUCUUGCUGUCAGUGUUUAGAAUAACACAAACUCCUAUACAAAACUGUGUUUAAAUGUCUGUGUUUAUGUUUUACAUGUUUAAUUACAAGAGAACUGUUGGACACUAACUGUCAGUUGUGGUGAUAGGUAGAGCUGUGGGAGACACAUUGCUCAAGACUACACAGUGGUGAGUACAGAUAGAGAAAUGAGACUAUAUCUGAGCAAAACUGCACACUUCUGAAUGAACAUUUAUUAAUAAUUUUGUCCAAAAUUGGUUUCAAAAAACAUUUUAAUACCCAGAAAUAGUGAAAAUGCUGCAUAUCAGAUGCAAUCUGUUGAGUCCUACGCUUGAUUCCUGUAAAAUUCUCAAAAAUGUAGUGUGCAUGAAUAUGAUCCUAUGAGCACAGAUCUGUGACUGCUGCUUUUUUAGACUUUGUUCUCAUUCUCUCCUCCUGUGUAGUUAAAAAAAAAAAGCUCCACAAUUCAGUAUUAACUCAGACUUAGCUUGAAAAACAAGAACACGUUACUUGUUGUGUUAUAGUUGGGGCACAGUUUCAGCAUGGAUCAUUGAGUUUAAUGGUGGUGUGCCAGAAAGUGCGAUCACUGCUCUAAAGAAGACUUUAUUUUCACAGCUGAACAGGCAGGCAGUUGCACUUACUCUGUAGAUUUAAGGCGCAUGUCCUGUUGCUUUCUGUUUAAUACCUGUCUGUAUGAUCUGGUUGCAUCAUGUUUUUGGAGACACUGGUUAUAGGUGGCAGCCAUUUUGACAUCGCUGUCUUUGUGAGUCUCUGUGGACACGCUGCCGUUCAGUGUUACUCUGGUUAGAUGUCCUGACCUUCCAGGAGUCUUGUUGCAGCAGCUGAUGUAAAUCCUAAAGUAACAAUCAUGUUAUCUUUAAUGUUAGUGUCUGCAUUCCAAAGGUCUGCUAUGAUCUAAAAUGUGUGUCUUGUGUGAGCUGUAAUUUUCAACAUGAUCUGCAUGCUAUAUGUUUAGCCAUGUGUGUAGUUGGACAUUUGGGGAACAAAUCAGUUUCCCUCUGAAGACUUUUGUUGUGUCAUAAACGGUAACCACUAUGUAAAACAUUAAAAAAUGAGAAUAAAGGCAUGUUAAAGACA
This is a messenger RNA of Amphiprion ocellaris (clown anemonefish), 6225 nucleotides long. RefSeq names its product adhesion G protein-coupled receptor D2 (gene adgrd2). The record is from RefSeq and is a predicted model, not a curated record. Gene Ontology annotation, cellular component: membrane. Gene Ontology annotation, molecular function: G protein-coupled receptor activity. Gene Ontology annotation, biological process: adenylate cyclase-activating G protein-coupled receptor signaling pathway; cell surface receptor signaling pathway. Bases 606 to 3587 code for a protein of 993 amino acids. NCBI's taxonomy places the organism in Eukaryota, Metazoa, Chordata, Actinopteri, Pomacentridae. The transcript has 25 exons.